AUGCAGUUCAAGACACUUUUGGGAUUGAUGUUCGUUGCGAAAACGAAUCAGUUCGGCAUUUUCAGCGACGAGGAUGAUGUCAAGAUCUUCACUCCCGAAACACCCAGCGCACAAAAUGCUCCUGAGCUACAACAAGAAAAAAUGCUUCGAGUUCUAAAACUCCGAAGACUCAAAAAAGAGAUGCUUGACGAUUCAAGUCCUGCUUUUUGCUGCCCAGAAGAACAAAAUUCAACAAAAAUGACAACUGUAAAUAAAAAGCACCCUGUUCAUGACAUCUUUGCUUGA
Molecule: messenger RNA, 285 nt
Organism: Oikopleura dioica
Lineage: Eukaryota; Metazoa; Chordata; Appendicularia; Copelata; Oikopleuridae
Source: the annotation of a GenBank genome assembly